Messenger RNA from Lytechinus variegatus (green sea urchin), 3140 nucleotides. Its product is annotated as UDP-glucuronosyltransferase 2C1-like. Gene Ontology annotation, molecular function: UDP-glycosyltransferase activity. The transcript is spliced from 6 exons. The record is from RefSeq and is a predicted model, not a curated record. The coding region runs from base 171 to 1796 and encodes 541 amino acids. NCBI's taxonomy places the organism in Eukaryota, Metazoa, Echinodermata, Echinoidea, Temnopleuroida, Toxopneustidae.
CCGCUUUCAAGCAACGGACUUCACUCAGAUUAAUAAUUAUGCCCGGAUUUUUAUCUCUUUAUGAUAGCACUGUGUUGGUUCAUACAAACAUCAUGAUUACACUCCUUAUUUGAUGUUUGAGACAUCUAUCUCGAGCACGUAGACCGUCCGCUCAGGGAGAAAGCGAGACAAUGACGAAUCCGUCUUUUCUUCUGCGAAGAUGUAAUGCAGUCCCAUUCAUGCGCUUCUGUGUGGUGCUUCUUACCCUACCUCCAAGCCUGCUGGCGGGCAACGUCCUUAUAACGACAAGCCUUGGGGAAGGAUCGCAUUAUUUCGUCGGGAAGACGAUUGGAAAAUACCUUGUGAGACACGGUCAUAAUGUGACGGUUCUCGUCAGCGAAGCAUAUGCUCACCGGGCAGACAAUCCUGAAGACUCGGAGUUAAAUUUCAUUGUAUUCCAUCAAUCGACCGAGCAGAUUAAGUCUGUAAAAGAAAGACAUUUGGCCUUCUCAAAGAAUGCCCUUGAACCAAGUACCGCGACAUACAUCAUCAACCUCAUGCAAACCCAUCGCCAAGGUGCAGCGGACGAUUGCGAAGACCUCCUGGGAAACCCCGACGUCAUGCACCAACUCGAAGACGGCAAGUUCGAUGUGGUAGUCUAUGACAUGAUCUGGUUGUGCAGUCUGAUGGUGGCCAUGAAACUGAACACAACCGCAGUGUUGUCUUCCCCAAUGGCUGUGCCGACGAUGCUAUCCAUGUACGCACGAAAUCCAGUCAAUUUGGCCUACACUCCAGAUUGUAUGAAUGGCUAUACAAAUAAAAUGUCCUUUCUACAACGUGUAAACAACGUAGUGGCCAAUCAGGUAUUAUUCCAGAUAUUAGAGUACAUGCAUGGGCCUUUCAACACAGUCAGGGAACGCCAUCAGAUCAGGCAAGAUUUGCAAGGAUCUAUCUCGGACCUCAUCGGGACCUACACCGAUUUAUUCCUGGUCAAUAUGGAUUUUGCGGUGGAGUACCCGCUGCCGCUCAUCCCGAAUAUCAUCACCAUAGGAGGAAUCACUGCAAGACCGGCAGCACCAUUACCAGAUGACUUAGAGACACUCAUGCAGUCAUCUGGCGAUGGUGGCGUCAUCUUAUUCACACUCGGUACUUAUGUUACCCACAUCAGACAAGAAUUCCUUGAACCAUUUGCAGAGGUCUUUGGUCGGUAUCCGCAGCAGAAGGUUCUGUGGCAGUUCGUCGGUGAACCUAAGUUCAAGAUACCGCCAAAUGUAAAGAUGAUGCCAUGGCUGCCACAGAAUGAUAUUUUAGGUCACCCGAAGACACGUCUAUUCAUUUUCCAUGGCGGCAACAACGGGUUCUACGAGACCAUGUACCAUGGUGUCCCAGCUAUUCUGAUACCACUCACAGGGGAUGCCAUAGAUCAGGGGUCUCGACUGACGCAUCAGGGUUUCGGCAUAGUCCUUGACAAGACCAAUGUGACGGUUGAUGUACUAGACGAUGCAAUAAAAACGAUCUUCAACAACAAUAGUUACUCGGAGGUGGCAAAGCUACUGUCCGCUCGUCUGCAAAGUAGGUCGAUGCAUCCGGGUGAUCGCGCUGCAUUCUGGGUAAAUCACGUGAUGAAGCAUGGAGGCGGCUACAUGAGAAGCCCACUGAUUGGACUCAACUUUAUACAGCGUAAUAUGCUAGAUGUUUUGGCAUUUUUCCUAGCCUUGGUCUCAGUAAUACUAGUGGUUUCUUUCUAUAGCAUCCGGUGCACUCUAAGUUUCUGUAAACAGAAAUGUAUCUCUUCUUCUAAACAAAAACAUGAUUGAACAGAAUAAAUGAAUUUAAUAUUUUUUUAUUCUCAUUCUUCACAUUGACAAUUUCCAAAGACAUGUAUAUAUAUAUUGGUGAUUCUAUGAGAAUUAUAAUUAUGUGUGACAUGGUGAUUGAGCUAGGCAUGUAUCGUUGUGACAGGAGUGGAUUGGUAGAAUGAACACAGCUGGCGUGUGAAUCUCCAUUGGCCUUGACAAGCACACUACUACUACUUGAUUUUGAAAGGUUUAGGAAUUCUGUAAGAAUAAAAAGUAUCUUAAAAUUCCUUUAUUUGGGACGAGACACGUUUUAAAAGGAAGUGCCUGGAACUGGUUUUCAUGAUAUAGUUAUUCGGAUAAUGAUCAUGUACUGAUAAAUAAGAAUUACUCAUAUUUAGCAAGUGUUUGCUUUCCGAAUUUAAUUUGCAACCCUACAGAAACAUGAGAAAGGAAGACUUUAACAUGUUUAGAACGUGUUAGACAUUGUAUGGCUUUGUAUAUUCCGUGGUGCCUGAAACCAUUUUGAUAGUCGAAUAAGAUUCAAGUUUAGGUUAAUUGCCGAUUAAUAUUCUUCCUAUAUAAUCUCAAUAUAUUAUUUAUGAUCAAACAUUAAAGUCUCAUCUGAUUUUUUUAGGAAACCAAACUGUUUGGAAAUCGUAGCAAAUGCACAAUGCGGCGCUUUAUCUAGUGACAUGCAUAAAUGUAAGUGCUAUUCGCUUCUUUGCCUAAAAAAAAUAAUGAUAAUAAACGGUGCUCCUUGUUCAUAAAUAAAAGUAGCAUAGCUCAGCUUUGAUAGUUAUACAACAUGGCGAAAACAAUCUCGGAAAGUUUUUAUAUCCUGCGCUUUUGCAGCAAUAAAAUGACGGUUUAAUUUAUCAGCCUCGUCUAAACUUUAUUAAGUGGCAUGCAUGACCUUUUUUUGAAAUGUGGGUCGCGUCAGUUUGUUUUUCUCUCUCUCUUGUAAAAGAAAGUGAAAACAACCAUCAUUCAAUUAUUUGUUCUUAAUUAAACAUCGACAACUUUAACAUAUAAUCUCUGUAUGCUUUGCUGAACACAUUGGAAACUUUAUUAGAUCUUUGGAUCAUUAGUAACACUAAAUGUAUACGUGACGAUAGAGUGCAAAGUUCCGUGCUAAUGAUGUACCUUGGGGUAUAAAUAAUAAUUAAAAAAUAUCUAAGUUGUACCAAUUACAAAAGUAUAGAUUGAACUCGGGCGAGCCAACUAUCGAUAAAGCCAGGAAAUAUUAUUGUCAGUGUUGUGCUUGUUUGAUUUUUCCUCAUUUAUUCAGGCUUUAUGUUGGGGUGGACUUGUCGUCUAAGCCCCCAUAAUCCCUUUUCAGUAUCAAUGUUGUUUGCCCCCCCC